This is a messenger RNA of Cajanus cajan (pigeon pea), 1894 nucleotides long. Its product is annotated as probably inactive leucine-rich repeat receptor-like protein kinase At5g48380. Gene Ontology annotation, molecular function: protein kinase activity; ATP binding; protein binding. NCBI's taxonomy places the organism in Eukaryota, Viridiplantae, Streptophyta, Magnoliopsida, Fabales, Fabaceae. The record is from RefSeq and is a predicted model, not a curated record. Gene Ontology annotation, biological process: protein phosphorylation.
AUGCCUUCAGAAAUGAAACCUGCCACAAGAAAUUUGGAUGUUCUCCUGACCUUGUGGACAUUUUUGCGUCUCUUUAUGGCUGGUUAUGGUGCUGAAAGUGAAAUCUAUUGCUUGCAAACCAUCAAGAAAUUGGACCCGUUUGGUCACUUCUCUAGCUGGGAUUUCGAGAGCAUCACUGAAGGUGAAAUAUGCCGAUUUAGCGGUGUGGAAUGCUGGAAUUAUGUGGAAGAUACAGUAAUCGGUCUUUCGCUUUCUAAUAUGGGGUUGAAGGGCCAGUUUCCUCUUUGCAUUGAAAAUUUCACAUGGUUGCAGACUCUGAACCUCUCACACAACGAGCUUUUUGGAUAUAUCCCAUCAGAUAUAUCAACAAAGCUUCCACAUCUGACCUUACUUGAUCUCUCAAGCAACAAUUUCAAUGGUGAGAUUCCAAAGGGUAUAGCCAAAUUGUCAGGCUUAAUUACUCUUAGACUUGAUGGCAACCAGUUAACUGGCCAAAUCCCACAAGAACUUGGGUUGCUUCCCAGGCUUGGAGAUUUUAGUGUUGCAAACAACUUGUUAGAAGGGCCAGUGCCUGUUUUUGUCAGCAAUGUUAAUGUGAGUUUGAGCUAUGCCAACAAUAUUGGACUCUGUGGGGGAGCACUACUAGAAAGCUGUGAUGAGAGCUUGUUUGGUAGAUCGUUUUGGUAUAGUUUUAUUAUUGGUUUUGUUUCUUCAGCAACGUGUGUCCUAGUUGCUUUCAUAUACUAUUAUGCACCCUGGACAGAAUUCAAAAAGAGAAGUAACGCUGUACAUCCUUUAAGAAACAAUCAGAACCACCAAAAAAACACUAGACAAGAAACUCUGGCCCUGCAAGAGCAAGCAAGCAAAGAGCUAUCAAGAUCGUUGGAGAGAUUGAUUCCUAAAAUGAGCUUCGUGGAAUUAUGCAAGGCAACUGAUUACUUUAGCCCAGAUAACGUGUUGGGGAUAGGAACGACAGGGAUUAUGUACAAGGCAAAGGUACCAAAUAACUGUUUUCUGGCAGUGAAGAGACUAUACGAUGCUGAGAAGUACAAGAGGGAAUUCCUACUUGAAACAAUGAUUACAGGGAGACACAGGCACACAAACAUGGUUCCACUGCUUGGAUUCUGCAUAGAAAAAAAUGAAAGGAUUUUGGUGUACAAGUACAUGUCUAAUGGAAGGCUCAGUGAUUGGCUACAUUCUGAUGAAGGACACCAAGCAGUAAAAUUAGAAUGGCCAAUGAGAAUUCACAUUGCAAUUGGGCUUUCAAGAGGUUUAUCUUGGCUCCAUAAAAGGUGCAAGAUAGUUCAUCUCAAUUUAGACUCAGAGUGUGUCUUGCUGGACCAGAAUUUUGGGCCAAAAAUUUCCAAUUUUGGCAAGGCAAAGUUCCUACACCAGACGGUUGAAGAUCAUGUGAGGAUCAAAUUGUUUUUGAUUGGUGGACUUGGGGUGAAGGGUUCUGCUGAGAAGGAUGUGUAUGACUUUGGAAUGAUCCUUUUUGAACUCAUAACAGGGAAAAGAUUAAGUCCAAUGACUGAUUCUUCUGACAGUGUUAAUGGGCAUUUGGUGAACUAUAUCAGUAACAACUUGUUCACUGGUCCUGUUGACUUUUAUGAUGCCAUUGACCAAUCUUUGAUUGGGACGGGUUUUGAUGAUAAAAUCCAUCGUCUACUCGAAGUUGCAUGUGACUGUGUUAAGGCGUCUUCAAAGCAAAGGCCAAAGAUGGUUGAUGUGCACAAAAGUUUAAGAGCACUGUGGGAGGGCUAUAAACCUUGUUUUGGUUCUGAGAAUCUGAUACCUUAUGGCCAGAUAACAUGUAUUUGUCGAAAUUAAAUGACUUACUUAUCGCAUAGUUUAGGAUAAUGAAAUGUAAAUGACAUGCUUUUUUGAUUAAAUA